This is a messenger RNA of Stylophora pistillata, 1939 nucleotides long. RefSeq lists its product as uncharacterized. The record is from RefSeq and is a predicted model, not a curated record. Lineage: Eukaryota; Metazoa; Cnidaria; Anthozoa; Scleractinia; Pocilloporidae.
AUGCAGGUGCAUGCACACGAAUCUGGUUUGUGUAUCAACCACAGGGACUUGGAACAAGGCUACACAAAGGUAUACAGAGCUUUGUUGGAGGCAACAGGAGGGAGAGUUAUCGUUGUGAUUGGAGGCGAUGACAACUACAAGAGCGAAAGCGAAGAAAACGAGUCUUUCAUCUCGCAUUGGGCGAAGAGAAGAAUUGCACUUCCGCAGUUUAGACAGGAGUUGAUUGAUGGAAGAAAAAGCUUCGUGUUUUCGUGGAACAAAAGUUCCAAAGCAAUUCACGUGGAGGCUCUGGUACAUUAUUUCGACCCGAAUGCGCAGGGAAGGAAAUUUGAGCAUCAAAGCCAUAAAAGAAGCAUACAGUCCAAACCUCAAACACCAUCAUUCGCAAAUGUUACAGAUCUGGAUCCUGAUCUAACAUUGGCAUCAUCUGUGGCCAGCCUUGAGAUCGGAGUUAUAAGCAACAGCAGUGGAGCUGUCAUGGGAAGAUUGCUCCAAAUACCCAGCAGCCCGUACUGGCGACACAACUCUCGGUAAACCCGCCUCCUGUUGUUUUACUGAGGGGUAUCGCUCGAUACGGAAAGAUAUCUGAUAAAUUAGGUGACCUUCAAGUUUGGGACCCUGAAUACAAAAUUCCAGGUGAUAUUCAAGACAGGCUGCUUCAAAUGUGCAGAAAUAGCCCUGUGACUGGAGUACGAAUCAAAAGGUACAGUGAUGGCAGAACUGAGUGUCACCGCACUCGAAAUAUAAAACCUUGUUCGCUAGACAGUGAAAAAACACUAGCUGCGGAUGAAAAACUCGUAUUGAAGACUCGUGUGCGCGAGGGAAAGGUCUCUUUUGAAGACGCCGAUGUGCAAUUUAAGUUCGCAAAUUUGUAUAUUCCUCAAUACGUUAUCGAUAGUUUUACAGAAAAGGAUAAUGGUAAACUAGUGUACAUCAUUUCAGAUAGGGAACACAAAUUUCGAUGUGUAGUAAAACGUGAGGGUGUUGGCGAGACAGCGAAAGAAUUUGGGGAGAAAGAGCAUUUCUUAUGUUUUCCCAAGUCAAAUUGAUACCUUGGAAGGAAUGCCAUCCAUUCCUUAAAGUUACAUCUGUGGCUACCAGUUAGGGAAUUUGCUUUUCGAAACUUAUCACUUGAUAAUCAGAUUUUUUUUAUGAAAUGAUCAGAUAUAGCAUCGCAUAAAUAUGAUGUUAAUGUAUUUACCUUUCUUCACAAAAGUAUUUAGAAUUUCCUAAUUAGUCGACUCAUUAUAACACAGCCAAGAAAUCAUAGUAGUCUUCAACUUUCACUCAACUCGCUCAUAGCCUCUUCCAGUUGUCCAGUCCGUGAAACUAAGCGUGAGGAUAAAUGACGCGAAGGUUGCGGCUGAGCAAACUUGCGACUUGCGACUUGGCCCUUACAGAUUGUGUGACUUUUUGGCAUGAUCAGAAAAAAACGAGUACAAUUUUUGCUCCUUUUUCAAAAAAAGCACUGCAGCCCAUUCAGCAUAUUUUAGUUGUUUUUUUUUUAACGGAACAUAAUAAGAGUCAUGAAACGUGAUGCUAACAUCGUAAAUUUUCAUACAUUAAUUCACUGCAGUUUUUUGUCAGAACAAGGGUGCUUCUCCAAAUGAAGUGAAAUAUCAUGCUCCAUUAACCAUAAAUAUAUAAUUUUAAGCAUAAUUUUCAAACAAUCGUGCCGUGCUAGUAGCAUAACAUGCUACUUUUACUAGGACAGUAAAUAUAUAUUGCAUAUUGAUUUACAGAAAUAGAAGAGAUAAUAAUCGGGUGAUCGGUGGAAUGGCGGAUUAUCUCAAGACGCAGAAUGACGGAAUAUCCUUAAAGUGUAGAAUGCCUUGUAUGAAACAAAAGUCGCAGAAAAUGGAAUUGCAUUAUUAUAAGAAAAUUAUUUACAAUUAACAGGCGAAAUUGAGAGAUGCCUAGCCUCUUUAAAUUUUAUUAU